CGGAAGAAACCGAAGUGUUACUUCCUGGAAACAAAUGUUACUGUCAGUCAAUAUCGAUUAUUGUCUGUCAGUUUUCAGGAAACAUCGUUCAGCCUCUCGGUGCCUGUCAGCGCGGUGACUCACGGCAACAAACCGGUAACGGUUCUUUAAACAUCCGCUCCGGAGAUAAAACACCGCGAGCUGCUGCUGUUAGCUUUAGCUGCUGUUAGCCGAGCUCAGAGACGUCGGAUAAGGUUAAAGUAGGUAAAAGACUAAUCGAUAAGAUCUUAUUCAACGGCGCUGGUCUAGCCUAACAGAGUUAGCUUGGUAGCACCCGGACCGGACUUGGUCAGCACCGUCUCAACUAUGGGUGCCCACCGCAGUGAGGGAGGCCGGGACUGGUUGGAGCAGGACGGGCCGGAGCAGGCAGAGCAGAGCCCGCCAUGGAACCUGAUGAUCAAACACAGACAGAUUCACAGACGAGGACGACGCUCGCACAUGACAGUCAGUUACACUGAUCCUCAGGUGUCCAUGGACCUGCUGAGAGCGGUGCUUCAGCCCAGCUUCAACGAUGAUAUCAUGGCUGUGUUCAGGAAGUACCACAAGUUCUUUGAGAAAGCUGCAGAGAACGUGAAAGAGAACGUUGGUGACGACGUUCAGACCGAUCAACUGAUCAGAGAAGCCUGCAGGAACGUUCUGGAACAUGCCAAACAGCUGUUUCCAGAGGGGGAGGUGAAGAGGGUGGGGUCAGAAGUCGCCAUCAAGAGGUCCAGACCUACUGAUGAAGACUACAGUCAGAGAGGAAGCCCCCUCCUCAAGAAGAGAAGGACUCGUCCAGGUGUUGCAGCCCUCUCUUCUGAUCGACCGCACACCUACUCCACUCAAGUGAAGCUCAAAUCUGAUCCCAUCAAGAGAGAAGGACCAAAGUGGGAUCCGUCCAGACUGAACGACAGCAGCACGUUUGUUCUCGGCUCCAGAGCUAACAAGGCGCUGGGGAUGGGUGGGACCAGAGGACGAAUCUACAUCAAACACGCCGAUCUGUUUAAGUAUGCAGCAGAUGCAAAGGAUAAGCAGUGGUUGGCAGAGCGACACCACAUGAGAGCGACAGGAGGGAAGAUGGCCUACCUGCUAAUCGAGGAGGACAUCCAGGAUCUAUCUCGCAGUGAUGAGUACAAGGACUGUCCAGACGUCAGGAUGGACGAGUUGAAGCCGUUCUCAGUUCCUCUGUGGAUGGUGGAGAAGAUGCAGAGAGCCAUGGAGGGUCAGAGAGAUGUUGACCUCUGACCCCUGUGACCCCCACACACUGCUCACAUGACCUCUGAUUCCCUCCACCCCUCCAAACACUGAUCAUGUGACCACCAGGCUCUGCUCUGGCUGUUUCUAUUGUUUUUAUUGUUACUGCUGUUUCUAAAAAAUGGAAUAAAAACACCUUCUGAAA
Messenger RNA from Chelmon rostratus (copperband butterflyfish), 1417 nucleotides. RefSeq names its product deoxynucleotidyltransferase terminal-interacting protein 1 (gene dnttip1). Bases 346 to 1263 code for a protein of 305 amino acids. The record is from RefSeq and is a predicted model, not a curated record. The transcript has 13 exons. Gene Ontology annotation, cellular component: nucleus. Gene Ontology annotation, molecular function: DNA binding; nucleosome binding. NCBI's taxonomy places the organism in Eukaryota, Metazoa, Chordata, Actinopteri, Chaetodontiformes, Chaetodontidae.